GCACACAUGCUAAGUCAGUUCACAGCCCUUCAGUGUGGACUCAGUCCUCAUAUUGUCGGCUGCUUCCCAAAAAAGCUGUGACUGACAGGAUAAAGCAGAGGGCGAACUGACAUGACAUGAACUCGGAUGCUUCAAGAAGAAAGAAUUGUGAACUAGAAGGGAGAAGAUCUUCAGGAGGACGUGAACAACUGGAGACACAAAGCAGCAGACAGAGAGGAAAAUAAAGACCCUAACAGAAGAGGAAAAGAGGAGUAUUGACCUCUCUAACCUGCAAAUUUUAACCAUGGACAAUGGCAGUGACCUUAUACACACAAACGACUACUCACAGCAUCAAGACAGAGAGUUAUUCUCAUCUGAGGAGGACAGCAGUCUCUACUUCACCUACAGCGGAGGCUGCAAUGUGCUGGAGGUCAAAAACCUUUGCUAUGAGGUGGAUACAGCAGCUCAGAUCCCGUGGUACGAGAGGCUUUCAGAGUUCAAAAUGCCGUGGGAAAUUAAAGGAAAUAAGCAGACAGCCAUCAACAAGCUGAGCCUCACUGUCCACAGCGGACAGAUGCUGGCCCUUAUUGGCAGCUCAGGUUGUGGUAAAACGUCUCUGCUGGACAUAAUAACUUGUCGGGAUGAAGGAGGCAUCAUGAAGUCUGGUGAGAUUCUAAUUAAUGGGAAGCACAACACGCCCCAGCUCGUCAAGAAAAGCAUCGCUCACGUCCGCCAAGACGAUCGGCUUCUUCCUCACCUCACCGUCCGAGAGACUCUCUCCUUUGUUGCCAAACUGAGGUUGCCCACUCACUUCACACAGGCUCAAAGGGACCAGAGGGUGGAUGAUGUUAUCGCAGAGCUGCGGUUGCGGCAGUGUGCACACACCAGGGUGGGAAACAACUACAUCAGGGGGGUUUCUGGUGGAGAGAGGAGGAGAGUCAGCAUAGCUGUCCAGCUUCUCUGGAACCCCGGUAUUUUGAUCCUGGAUGAACCCACAUCCGGUUUAGACAGCUUUACCGCUCAUAACUUGGUGAUCACACUGUCCCGUCUGGCUCGGGGAAAUCGUCUGGUCCUGCUUUCAGUCCACCAGCCUCGAUCAGAUAUCUUUCAGCUCUUCGACCUCGUCGUCCUGAUGUCUUCAGGUUCAGCUGUUUACUGCGGUGCAGCUCGUGAGAUGGUGCCUUACUUCACUGCUCUGGGACACCCCUGCCCACGAUACUGCAACCCCUCUGACUACUAUGUUGAUCUGAUCAGUAUAGACCGGCGCAGUCCAGAGCGAGAAGCCGAGUGUUUGGAGAGGGCCAGAGUUCUGGCUGAGCAGUUCAUGGAAAAGGUUCGUGAUACUGACGACCACAUGUGGAAAGCCGCUGGGACUGAUGUAGCGCAAACCGACAGCAGCCCUCAGCAGCCAAGCAAGAGAAAAGAAGAUGAAGUAAUAACUAUUUCCAGGCAUGAAAACAGACUGCCAGGCAAACUACACCAGUUUGACACCCUCAUCAAGCGUCACAUGUAUAAUGACUUCAGAGACCUGGUCACCCUAUUAGUUCACGGCUUCGAGGCCCUCCUCAUGUCGCUGCUGGUCGGCUCUCUCUACUACGGGGCAGGAGAAACCCGCCUGUCCAUUCAGGACACCGUGUCUCUUCUCUACAUGAUCGGAGCUCUCACCCCAUUUGCUGUGGUGCUGGACGUCAUAGCUAAAUGUCACACAGAGAGAGCCAUGCUUUACCACGAGCUGCAGGACGGCAUGUACUCUGUGACCUCCUACUUCUUUGCCAAGGUUUUGGGGGAGUUACCAGAACACUGUGUGUUCACAUUAGUCUAUGGUCUGCCCAUCUAUUGGCUGGCAGGACUUAACAAGGCGCCAGACCGUUUCCUUCUGAACUUCUUGUUAGUGUGGCUGAUGGUUUACUGCAGCCGGGCCAUGGCUCUGUUUGUAGCUGCUUUGCUUCCCACCCUGCAGACUUCUGCCUUCAUGGGCAAUUCUUUGUUCACCGUCUUCUACUUGACUGCAGGCUAUGUUAUCAACCUGGAGAAUUUGUGGCUUGUGGCAUCAUGGCUCUCUUAUGCCUCAUUCAUGCGCUGGGGUUUUGAGGGCAUGCUGCAGGUGCAGUUCAGAGGCAACGAGUAUUCCGUCACCAUUGCAAACAUGUCUAUCAAUGUUGAUGGCAUACACGUGGUGGAGGCCCUGCACAUGAACCAGUACCCGCUGUACUCUUGCUACUUGGUCCUACUUGGAGUCUGUCUGGGCUUCAUGGUGCUCUAUUUCCUGUCCCUAAAAUUCAUCAAGCAGAAGUCCAGUCAAGACUGGUGAACAAAACUGAGAAAAACCAAACGCCCUCUGACAUCAUCAGGGUUUUUAUUUUGCAUAAGUGGAAGGGAGGUUCUAGUUCGGCUGGUUUCGAUACCAAACUUUCCAUUUUAUUCCUCUUUAGACAUUUAAUUCAAAUGCUAUAAAAGUAAAAUACAUGCAUGAUUAAAAUGUUUAGAAUUUUGUAAUUUCAGCAUCAUAAACUUUACCUGUGUAAUGGGAAAAAUAUUCAUAAAAUACUAUAUUUACUCAUCUGAAAUAUUUCAAAAUGCUUCCAUCGUUUACGGUUUUAAUCUGCCAACAGAAAAAGAUUUACAGAAGAAAAAGUUGAGCGUGGUGAUGAAACAGUUUGGAGUCGCAGUGCCGCUGCCUGCUGCUGGAUGGCAGCAGAGGACUGUCGUAACAUUGAUUUGAAAAUAAUGAACUUUUCUCUCGUUCGCCCUCUUUUUCCCAGGCAUGGCAGAUGAUUAGAGCGCUACUUUAGCAGAUAUCAAUCUGCAGCUUUUGCUUGUUCCAUUUUCGAUCUUCCUUCUCAGCGUUAUCUUUUUUUUGUAUAUGUAAAGUUAUUAAGCAUAUUAUUAAGACAGAAUACUGAGCACUGAAGAAAGAUGACCAAGAGAAAUUUAGUAGGCCAACUCACACUCGGAAAAAACUUCUUGUGUAGACUGAAUGCUAUGUAAGCUGUGAGUUUUUGCACUGGUGCAAAAGCCUCUUAAAUCUUUUUUCUAACGUGGUUUGAGCCCAAAUGAGUAAAGUAUCGUCUCAAAAUGCCUCA
Haplochromis burtoni (Burton's mouthbrooder) is the source of this 3062-nucleotide messenger RNA. RefSeq names its product ATP-binding cassette, sub-family G (WHITE), member 8 (gene abcg8). Bases 284 to 2290 code for a protein of 668 amino acids. Gene Ontology annotation, biological process: cholesterol homeostasis. Lineage: Eukaryota; Metazoa; Chordata; Actinopteri; Cichliformes; Cichlidae. Gene Ontology annotation, cellular component: plasma membrane. The record is from RefSeq and is a predicted model, not a curated record. Gene Ontology annotation, molecular function: ATP binding; ATP hydrolysis activity; ABC-type transporter activity. The transcript has 13 exons.